GGGAAUUUUCCCUAGUUUCUAGGGAUGUUCUAAAUGAGGAAAAUUGUUUUUUCAAUGUGACAAUAAGCACCCACUUGAUAAUGAUCUUUGAAUAAUGGUUUUUAACUCUAACAGGAAAUUGUUGAUUUUUUUCCGCUUUAAAUAAUUCUUGGGCGAGGACAGGAGCCUUUGAGAUAGAAAGGUUAAUCAUCGGGUCAGUGCCAGAAAUUAGCUGCAGCUUGUCAUCGAGUAUUAAAUAAUAAAUCGGUAAAUAAAAAAUGCCUGACAUCCAGAAGAAGCCUUUCUACAUUGGAGCCAUUGACGAAGGUACCAGCAGUGCCAGAUUCUUGAUCUUCGAUGUGGCAAAGAGGAAAGUAGUGACUUCCCACCAGAUCGAGAUAAAGCAGAAAUUUCCUCAGGAGGGAUGGGUGGAACAAGAUCCGAAGGAGAUCCUUGCAGCUGUUACAGAGUGCAUCACGAAGGUGAUGGAGAAACUGAAGGAUCUAGGGAUCGACAGUUCAGAUAUCAAAGCUGUAGGGAUCACGAAUCAGAGGGAAACGACUGUUGUGUGGGAUAAGAAGACUGGGGAACCCCUGCACAACGCCAUAGUUUGGCUCGACAUGAGGACGACAACAACUCUCGAGGACGUUCUUGAUCAGAUCCCGAACAAAACCAGAAAUAAAAACUAUCUGAAGCCCAUCUGUGGACUCCCACUGUCCCCAUACUUCAGCGCCUUGAAGAUCCGCUGGCUUAUUGAUAAUGUCCCCAGGAUCAAGCAGGCAGUUGAUGCUGAAAACUGCGCGUUUGGGACUAUCGAUACCUGGUUAAUAUGGAACCUAACAAAUGGAAAGCUGCACAUAACAGACGUCUCGAACGCCUCCCGCACUCUAUUAAUGAACAUCGAGACUCUGCGAUGGGAUCCAAUGCUUCUAAAGUUCUUCAAUAUCCCCCAGCAUAUGCUGCCAGAAAUAAAAUCAAGUGCUGAGAUCUACGGGAAGAUCAGUAGCCCAAGCUGCUUAUCGGGUAUACCCCUGUCAGGAUGCGUUGGUGACCAACAAGGAGCUCUUCUGGGUCAACUCUGCCUGAAGCCAGGGCAGGCAAAGGCGACGUAUGGCACCGGGUGCUUUCUUCUCUGCAAUACAGGAACAGUUAAAGUCGAUUCGACUCAAGGACUGAUAACCACCGUAGCCUAUAAAUUCGGUAAAUCCCCAGCGGUUUACGCACUCGAGGGUUCUGUCGCUGUUGCAGGGGCUGCACUGUCUUGGCUGAGGGACAACAUGCAGCUCGUCAAGAACAUCGGAGAGACCCAGGAGCUAGCAGAGCGCGUCAAGAACUCAGGGGAUGUUUAUUUCGUUCCAGCCUUUUCAGGGCUUUAUGCGCCUUAUUGGCAGCAGGACGCCAGGGGAGUCAUCUGUGGAAUCACUGAGGACACGCAGCAGUAUCACAUCAUCAGAGCAGCCCUCGAAGCUGUCUGCUUUCAGACUAGAGACAUUCUCGAGGCUAUGGUUAAAGACUCUGGGACGAAACUCUCGGCUCUUCUCGUGGAUGGCGGCAUGACGGUUAAUGAUCUUCUCAUGCAACUCCAGGCAGAUUUGACUGGGAUAAAUGUCUUCAGGCCACAUAUGGUGGAGUCCACUGCCUUAGGAGCUGCCAUACUGGCUGGCAUCGGGGCUGGACUCCUUGAUGUUUCAGAGGUCGAACCCUCACAGAUGACCAAGUUUUCGUCAGCCAUUGGAGAGGACGAGAGGGACCUUCGGUAUUCCAAGUGGAAGAUGGCGGUUGAGAGGUCCAUGAAGUGGGAUCUCUCUUCAAGUCUCGAUUAGAUUUAAUUUAGUGAUUUUUAAAAUUAAUUUGUUAUAUUCUAUUGAGUACUUACUGUUUUUAUUGUUGUUUUCGGUUUAGGCUUUUGGUAUGUGAUUUUGUCAAAUUAAAUUGAUUUUUUUAUUAUAAUAAUGAACAGUGAUCAUGAGCUUUAUUUUUAUAAGGGAUUCUCUGCUGUUCUGUAUCGACGUCUCAUGUUGGGAUAGAAUGUGGGUUUGAACUUCCAAUCUUCAGAUUACUAACUCAUUACUACAAUUAGAGAGGUAAUUCUGAAUUUUCACGGUGUAAAGUUAAUUGGCACUUGUCACGGCAAUAAAUCGCCUGCUUCGUA
This is a messenger RNA of Fopius arisanus, 2131 nucleotides long. RefSeq names its product Glycerol kinase 1 (gene Gk1). The record is from RefSeq and is a predicted model, not a curated record. The transcript has 5 exons. Gene Ontology annotation, biological process: triglyceride metabolic process; glycerol metabolic process; glycerol-3-phosphate biosynthetic process. Lineage: Eukaryota; Metazoa; Arthropoda; Insecta; Hymenoptera; Braconidae. Gene Ontology annotation, cellular component: mitochondrion. The coding region runs from base 258 to 1802 and encodes 514 amino acids. Gene Ontology annotation, molecular function: glycerol kinase activity.